AUGGAUGAACAGUCAAAACACUAUUCGGAAUCCCUCAGAGCUCCCGCUGACUUCUGGCAUGUCCACGCACAAAAGCUAUCGUGGGAAACGCAGUACUCUACACCUCUGCGCGUCGACGGGAAAAGGAAGUGGAGGUGGUUCCCCGAUGGGAGGAUUUCUACUACAUAUAAUCUCGUCACGAGACAUGUGCUUUUAGGGCGGGGGGAGGAGAGAGCGAUAAUUUGGGAUUCGCCCGUGACGGGUCGGAAGUGUGUUAUUACGUAUGCGGAACUGCAGGAAGAGGUGGAGGUGUUUGCGGAGGUGUUGAGGGGGCUGGGUGUUAAAGAGGGCGAUACGGUUCUUGUUUACAUGCCGAUGAUACCCUCGUGCACGAUUGCGCUGCUGGCGAUAGCACAUUUGGGGGCUAUACAUACGGUUGUUUUCGGGGGCUUUUCGCCGGCCGAAUGCGCAAAGCGGAUUUUGUCUGCUAGGCCAAAAUUGGUGCUUACGGCGAGUUGUGGGAUUGAGGGGAGUAGGAUUAUUCCUUACUUGCCAUUGGUCCGCGAAGCAAUUUCCAAAAGCAACUGGAAGCCACAGAACGCACUUGUCCUACAGCGCGACGAACUCUACGUCUCGUUAGAUAAGUCGCUCCAAGAACUAAACUGGAACAGCCUUGUUCGCGCCAAAACCGUGGAAGUCGGUGCUGCCUUUCCCUCCUGCGCGCCGCAAUACAUAAUCUACACAUCCGGCACAACCGGCCAGCCAAAGGGUAUAACCCGGAACAUCGGAGGACACAUUGUCGGGUUGCAGUACACGAUAGAACACCUCUUCAACAUCCAUGCCGGUGACACGAUAUUCACCGCCAGCGACCUGGGCUGGGUCGUCGGGCAUAGUUACAUCCUCUAUGCGCCGCUACUAAUAGGCGCCGCGACAGUCCUGUUCGAGGGAAAGCCCGUGGGGACUCCGGAUGCGAGAACCUUCUGGCGGAUAAUCUCCGAAUGGAAAGUCAACGUCUUGAGCACUGCGCCGACAGCGCUCCGUGCGAUAAAGCGCGAGGAUCCGACGCUGGGGAUGGUCAGGGAAUUCGACAUUUCCUCCCUCCGCGCAAUUUUCCUGGCCGGUGAGCGGAGUGAGCCGUCGAUAGUAACGGACUACCAAAAUGCGAUCUUCGGCCCAUCAACUUCUCCUUCCUGCAAGGGGUUGGUAGUAGAUAACUGGUGGUCCAGCGAAUCCGGCUCCCCAAUCACCGGUAUCUCCUUGGGGUUCAAUGCCCUCCCGUCACCCAUCAAGCCCGGUAGCGCGGGGAAACCCAUGCCGGGCUGGGACCUAAAAGUUGUAAACGACGCCGGCGUCCCGCUCCUUGCCGGCCAGAAUGGAAACAUCGUCCUGGCAACGCCGCUCGGGCCAACGGGCCUUACGGAACUAUGGUGCGACAUGGAAGCUGCACGCUUCCACAAUGCGUACUUCGCAAGGUUCGCGGGAAAAGGCGAAUGGUUUGACACCGGCGAUGCCGGAUUCCUGGAUCGGGAUGGGUACGUGCAUGUCAUGUCGCGCACCGACGACGUUAUUAAUGUCGCCGCGCACCGUUUUUCGACUGGCGCAAUUGAGGAGGCGAUACUCUCGCAUGUGGCGAUUGCCGAGGCGUAUGUUGUCGGUGCGCCGGAUCCGCUCAAGGGGCAUGUUCCAUUUGCGGUCGUUGUUCUUAAACCUUCUUGCUCUUCCUCUCCUCCUUCGGAGGAGGUGUUGUUGAAGGAGGUUAACGGCUACGUGCGUACCGAAAUUGGACCGAUUGCUGUCCUUCGUGGUGUUGUCGUCGUGGAUAAGGUUCCCCGCACGCGUAGCGGGAAGACACUCAGGAGGGUGGUUAGGGCAGUUGUAGAGAAUGCUGUUAGGGGCGAGUUUGGUAAGGAGGUGGAGCUUCCGGCUACAGUCGAGGAUGGGAGUGUGGUUGUGGGCUUGAGGGAGAGGGUUGAGGGGUGGUUUUUGGAUAGGGGGAUUAAGGCGAGAUUAUAGGAUGGGCGUGAUACCAUGAGGGUUGGUAUAAACUUUUUUUUCUAGCAC
Tuber melanosporum (Perigord truffle) is the source of this 2040-nucleotide messenger RNA. RefSeq lists its product as uncharacterized. The record is from RefSeq and is a predicted model, not a curated record. NCBI's taxonomy places the organism in Eukaryota, Fungi, Ascomycota, Pezizomycetes, Pezizales, Tuberaceae. The coding region runs from base 1 to 1992 and encodes 663 amino acids. The transcript has 4 exons.